CGUGUUGGUGAAUCGGUUCAGUCUGCGUUCCGCACCGAGCUGCUGCUGAUCCGCUCCUAAUCCGUGAAUAUUCUCCCUCUGCUUCAGGAUUAUUUGCUGAUUAUUGAACAGAAAUACUUCGAAAGGAUUCGGCUUGUUCCUGUGCUGGAGGAUCAUCUGAGCCAUGGAGAACAUCUUCAUUCUGCUCAGCGUAACCCUCCUCGCCGCAGGUAUUCACGGUCAGACGCAGAACGUCGACGUGCAGGAGCUGACCACCCGGAGCGCUGACUUCGCCACGGCGCUGUACCGCAGGAUUGCUAGCACGAGCGACGAUAACUUUGCGUUCUCCCCUUUAGCAGCCACCCUGAGCCUGGCGUCUCUGUCAGCAGGAGCUGGAGAGGACACACUCAAAGAGCUGCUGCACACACUAAAACUGUCUCCUAUGGAGAGAGACGGAGAACCGGACCGGAUCUCCACGUUGUUGCAGCAGAUGAGGGAAGCUGUAGCUCAGACUGUAGCGACGGGUCUGUUUAUCAGCCAGGAUUUCGAGGUUGAUCAAAGCUUCAGGAGCCAGGUGAAGAAGUUCUACAACGCAGAUGUGAAGAGUGUGGAGUUCUCCAACACGCAAGCCACUAAAGCCAGCAUGAGUGAGUAUGUUACAGGCAGCACCGGGAACAAGGUCAGGGAGGUGCUGGACGCCGUGGAUCCUCAAAGCCAGCUCAUGCUCAUCAGUGCUGCAUAUUACACAGGCCAGUGGAAGCUCCCGUUCAAUGCCAGCUUCACUCAGGAGGAGCGGUUCUAUGUUGAUAAGUACCACAUCGUCCAGGUGCCUAUGAUGGUCCGCUCAGAUAAAUACUACCUGGCGUAUGACCCAUCUCUGAAGGUGGGCAUUCUGAAGCUGCGGUGCAUCGACGGUACCGCCAUGCUGGUCCUCCUGCCGGAUGAAGACGUAGAUUACACGUCUGUGGAUGAAGCCCUGACUGCUGAAGUGUUCCUCGGAUGGGUAGCAAAGCUGAAGAAAACGAAGUUAGAGGUCAUGUUGCCCAGGUUCUCUGUGGAGUACACCUUCUCUCUGAAGAACAGCCUCCCUAGUCUGGGCUUUACCAAAUUCCAGGAUAGCAGUGCAGAUCUGACAGGAAUCAGCAAAACCUCUGGGCUGAAAUUGUCUGAGGCACUGCAGAAGGUCCUGGUGGAAGUGGAUGAGCAAGGAGGCUCAGCUGCUCCCUCCUCCAGCAGUCUCUUCAUGGAGACUCUUCCUCCGAGGCUCACCUUCAAUCGGCCUUUCCUGUUUCUCAUCUAUCACGAGGCCACUAAAACCCUGCUGCACAUGGGCCGUGUGAUCAACCCCACUACGAAGUAGUCAAGUUUGUGUUCAUGCAUCACCUAAAACAUAUUUAGCAUACCCUUCCUUCUGUGCACUGAUUAGCAUUACUGGAAUCUCCAUUAUACAAAGUAUAGAUCUGUAUGUAAUGUAAUAGCGUAAACAGUUAUCUACAUGGAGUAAUUCACCGUUAUUAAUAUAAAUGCUUACUGGCCAAGCUAACUUUAUAUGUUACCACCUAAUUCACCCAUAUUAAAGUCAUUAUUACCCAUUAUACCACAGUG
Messenger RNA from Ictalurus furcatus (blue catfish), 1584 nucleotides. It is a transcript of the gene serpina10a, whose product is annotated as serpin peptidase inhibitor, clade A (alpha-1 antiproteinase, antitrypsin), member 10a. The transcript has 5 exons. Lineage: Eukaryota; Metazoa; Chordata; Actinopteri; Siluriformes; Ictaluridae. Gene Ontology annotation, biological process: negative regulation of endopeptidase activity; blood coagulation. Gene Ontology annotation, molecular function: serine-type endopeptidase inhibitor activity. The record is from RefSeq and is a predicted model, not a curated record. Bases 164 to 1339 code for a protein of 391 amino acids.